UGACAGUCAGUUCUUACCAAUAUAGAGAAUCUGUGAGUUUUUGGAAAUACUCUGUGAAAGUUGGUCAACGAGGAGUCCGGCUUGAGCUGACAACUGUGCAGGGAUUCCGCGCCGCAAGAUGUGUCGCCUCCUGAACGUCACGUUGGCCUUGCUGAGCCGCUUCCUGUUUGCCGUGCACGGUGUCGUGACGGUGUGGCGAGUGGUGGCUGUCAAAGGGGAGCCACUCUAUUGGCUGCUGCUUUCGGGCGUGGCUCUGCUGGGCGUGGAAAUGGCCCUCACCCUCAAAUGCACCCGCAAUGCAGAGUGGAAAUGGUUCUCCCCCAUGGUUUUCCUCUACCUCAGUACUGUCAUCCCAUCCAUUUGGUUUCUGGAGCUCAGCCUAUUACAGUCCAAGCUGCCCCUCACCAAUUCCUCUGGCCAUGAGCUUCGUUUGCUGGCCUACAUCCCGAUCACAGCGGGCAUCGAGGAACUUGAACCGCAGAACUGGGUUGCAGGACUGGAGCAGACCAUGCUUAUUGUGCUGGUUUUGGGCCGCUGGCUGAUGCCCAAAGGGGACAUGACACGGGACCAGCUUUCACAGCUCCUCAUGGCGUAUGUCGGACUGGGCGCUGACAUCCUAGACAUCUUCGAUACCUUCAAAGAACCUGAAGUUGAGAACAACAGGGCGGUCGUCAUCGUUGGCCUGGCCCUCUUCUCUUGGGCGCUCAUGCAGUUUCCUCUGGUUCUGACCCAGACAAAAGCCUCACAGGGUGAGCUUCCCCAGAGGAGCUGGAAUAGCCUCUCCUGCUGCCGGGAGCCUUUAUCCUCGUGUCCCUCUUGCUGCUCCAAUGAGGUCUGGAGUUUGUUGCUCACCGUGGGACUCCAAGACGCCCCCUUCCUGGUUUAUCGUCUAUACCUCAUGAUAAAAGAGCAGGUGCAGAACCAGCUGAUGAUUUUCUUCACCUGCAAGAACAUACUUAUUGUCCUCUUGGAGCUUUACAGGAUAUUCGUGGUGCAGUUCGAACAGCAGGAACAGGAGCCAGCGCUCCAUAGAUGUGGGGCUCUGGUGACCUGUGUUCAAACCUUUGGGGGUAAUAAUGAAGAGCAGGCUGAAGAACAGGAGAGCAAACAGAGGCGCAGCGCAGAGCAGAGCCGUUGUACGGACAUGGAAAUGGGACUCGACGGAGAUGAAGAUCAUAGAGUGUCCACGUAAAGAAAAGGCUGCAAAUGUCGUGAGGCGUGACUUUGGCCCCUCGGGGAGGAGGGAAACUGCUUUCGCUCCCCAAAACUGAAGCCGAAUGCGCCUACCAUCCCUUACAUCUCAGCCUCAUUCUAAGACAGUCUCAGCUCUCAGGGGGUUUUAGGAACAAGAUAUAGAACAGAAAAGA
This is a messenger RNA of Fundulus heteroclitus (mummichog), 1367 nucleotides long. RefSeq names its product transmembrane protein 26. NCBI's taxonomy places the organism in Eukaryota, Metazoa, Chordata, Actinopteri, Cyprinodontiformes, Fundulidae. The record is from RefSeq and is a predicted model, not a curated record. The coding region runs from base 119 to 1192 and encodes 357 amino acids. The transcript has 4 exons.